AUGGACCAGGAGACGGCCGCCAUCUCCAGCUUGGGCUCUUUCGCCAUCUCGAGGUUCCUAGGCGACGAUCUCGGCCAAGAUGGCUUCUCCUCACUGUCCAGCCAGCUUGGCGGAUCUGGCAAGGCCAACUUGGACGAACAGCAGAUCUACAACGACCGCUUCGAGUCAGACGAGGAGAGCGAUGACGGGGCCAGCAGACAGGACGGGAAGGCUAUGCGAGGCAGGGACUGGGAGGCAGAGAUUGACAAGGAGGAUGCAGAGGAGGCCGCUCGAGCCAUCAUCGCUGCCCCUUCACAACAUCCUCAGUCAAGCUUCGUCGUCAGAGGCGAAGACAUGGACUUUGAUGACGACGACGACGACGACGACGGCUUGUCAAGCGACAGCAAUGAGCCCGUCGCCCGAGUAAAGUCAGAGGAGCUCGAGCCAGAGCUGCCCUCGGCGGAGAGCUCGACGCCAGAACUCAUGCCGGCUCAAGUACGCAAGCCUGUUGACAUCCGGACUGUCUUUCCAGACUUCCAGUCCUCCCGACCGCUGCCCUUCACGAGCAUGUUCUGCCAACCUCGCAAGCGACGACGGCUCGAUGGCUUUGACGCGUCCAAGCGUGGCAGAUUCAAAGUCCCCAGCAAGGACGAGGUCGGCCAGCGCACCGGCACGGGCGACAUCAUCGUCGCUCCUCUCGACCUUCCCACUCAGGCUCAAUGCCUUCAGCCGAGAGGCACCGUGCGUGGCGAGCUUGCGCGCUAUGUCGCUAUGGCGGGUCCCUUGCGUCAGCUAUUCGCCGAACAAGACAGCUCAGAGCAGCCUGAAGAUCCUAGUGCUCUUCUCCGUGAUCUCGGGCAGGAAGUAGGACAGCAUCUGUGGGAAGUCGAGGCUUGGGAGGAUCAGAUUGUCUGGGAUCGUAGCCACCCGCCGCCUAGCCAUCGCGACGAGCCCGUCACGAUCAUUCCAAAGGAUCCGGGUACCAAGCCGAACGCUCUCGCUCGGCAACGCGCUGUCUAUCGCAAUCCUGACCUCGAGACUGGCAAAUGGCUCGAUGCCAUCCGCUGGACAGGCAUCGAGCCAGAUCACCCUUUCCUCAACUUACAGCUCAGUCUCAACGAUCCGCAGAUCUCUUGGGACGCAGCAAAUCAGGACCGCGGCGGAGCGGACGAGGCUAGCUCGCGCAUGAUCGUUCGCACUCAGCAAGGCUUGGAUUGGCUCAACCAUUCAAAUGAUAGUGUGUACGCCUCUACGUUUGCGCCCUCACGGCGGAGAAUCCGUCAGACCUUUGCAAAUCUCGAGGUCAGGCACAGCUAUCCUGCGAUCAAGCUACAGAUGCCAUUCUAUAAGCCGCGCUUACCGAAAGCAGAGUCUCGAUUCUGGCAUCGGCCUAAUCUCCAGUUUCCCAACAACAUCGCAAUCAAUUUUGAACGUGUCAGAUCAUCGAAGAAACGCAAGGACGAACAAGGGCGCAAGCUGCGAGCGAGCGACUCUGCCCAAGCCCUUCACACGACAUCUGACCUCUCACUGAGAGACACGAGCGAGUUUAUCCUGCUGGAAUUUUCCGAGGAGCAUCCACCUAUCAUGUCUAAUUAUGGCAUGGGUACUCUGCUUGUCAAUUACUAUCGCAAACGUGAUACGGCUGACGCGCAUGUGCCAAACGCCCCUCUCGGCCAGCCUUUCAUCCUCGACGGCGCAGAUGACUCGCCCUUUAUGCGCUUUGGGGACGUCAAGCCGGGUCAGACGGUGACCGGUUUGUACAACAAUCUGCUUCGUGCACCUGUCUACAAACAUGCCCCUGCCCAUACAGACUUCCUCGUGAUUCGUCAUACCGUACAAAACGAGAGCAAGUAUUUCAUCCGAGCGAUCAAAAACAUCUUCACAGUGGGACAGAUCUUGCCGGCUGCGCUCGUACCGCCGCCUCAAGCGAGGGCUCUGACGAUAUCAUACAAACAGCGCUUUCAGUAUCUUGCGAGCAAGCUGGCCGCCAACAGCAAGCAUCAUCAAUUCAAGACGCAAAAGAUCGCUGUCUUCUUUCCCGAUCAGACCGAGACUCAAGUGAAGGGUCGCUUAAAGGAGUUCAUGGACUCGACCCGUUCCGGCAAUAAAGCCGGCCAUUGGACUCUCAAAGCAUCCCACAAGCCAAUGGAAGACGCCGAGUUUCGCAAACUACAUACGCCUGAGCAACAUGCACUGGCAGAGGCAAUGCAAGUAGGCCAGCAGCAUCUGCUUGACUCUGGCUACAGCAAGCUGCCGGAAGUAGACGACGAGGAUGCGGACGAGUCCAAGCUCGAUGUCGAGCAACAGCUGGCCCCUUGGAACACCACAAAGAACUUUCAGCUUGCUGCGCAGAAAAAGGCCAUGCUUCAGCUGUUCGGUCCAGGCGACCCAACUGGACGAUCCGAGGGUUUCAGCUUCCUCAAAGUCUCGAUGAAGGAUAUCUUUCUGCGCGAGGGGGAGAGUCGUGAUGCUCGAUUGGCUCAGCUGGCCAAGCGGCCUAAGGGUCACCAGAAGAUUUCGCCCUCCGAGCAACACGCAAUAUACGAAGAAGAAAUUGAGCGCAUCUGGAAAGCGCAGAACACAGCCUUGUCAUCUCACAAACGCCCGCAACUGACGGUCGAGGACGAAAUGCGCGCGAGAGGAUCAAGUAGGGAUCAACGAGGAUCUAGUGUCUACGGCACGCCGGCAGCGUCGGGUCUCAGUCCGGGUCAGAUGAGCCGGGCAUCGUCGCCCGAGCGUAGUCGUAUGCACGGAGAUGCGGAUGAGACGGGCAGCUAUUCUGGCAGUCUUGGUGCUACCGCAAAGUUUCUCAAGAUCAAGCGAAGGGCGAGUCGUUACAGCCCACUUCAACAUAUUGGCGAGCGAUGGAUGUCCGAAAUCGUCCGUGAUCCGGCCGUGAUUGCUGCGUACACUCGCCAGCGCCAGAUCAUCGAAGACAAAUCGAUGGAUGUCGAGACCGUCGUCCUAAGCAACGACCCGAAGCAGCAAGAGCGCCAGCGCCGUUUGAUCGAAGAGCAGCUCCAAAAGCUACGCAAGAAGGCAGAACGACGCGAGCAGCGCAAGGCAAAGCAACUAGGCACACUGGACACCUUUGACUCGCCGGGCCCGUCUACGCCUUUUGGGGACAGUGCCAGCGCCGAUGGCUCCUUCCUCGCUGCUAACAUACUGUCCGGCUCACAGUUCAGUUCGACUUCAGAUGGAAAGGCUGUCAGGAAAUGCUCCAACUGCGGCGCAUUAGGCCAUAUGCGUACCAAUCGCAAGUGCCCGCUCUACAGCAAGUUCAAGGAGGAGAGCGCCAACAAGGCGAUUGCCCCCAGCCCGGCAGCUGCAGUCUUUGGGACACCGUCGUACAAUCCGAUUCUGUCCCAAGGCGUUACUUCGGCCGGAUCGCCUCCAACGGGCUCUUCCGCGCCUCCCAAGCUAAAGUUGUCGUUUGGCGGUCAACGCUAG
This is a messenger RNA of Mixia osmundae IAM 14324, 3429 nucleotides long. RefSeq lists its product as uncharacterized. Bases 1 to 3429 code for a protein of 1142 amino acids. NCBI's taxonomy places the organism in Eukaryota, Fungi, Basidiomycota, Mixiomycetes, Mixiales, Mixiaceae. Gene Ontology annotation, molecular function: histone acetyltransferase activity; TBP-class protein binding; RNA polymerase II general transcription initiation factor binding. Gene Ontology annotation, cellular component: transcription factor TFIID complex. The transcript has 5 exons. The record is from RefSeq and is a predicted model, not a curated record. Gene Ontology annotation, biological process: transcription by RNA polymerase II; RNA polymerase II preinitiation complex assembly.